AUGAGCAAUGCACCUAGCGUCCCACACUUCCCGGAAGAGGACUCUAAACUGAGGGCCACGGCGGUGCAGGUGCGCCGCGGAGGGAACUGCACCAACUCGCUGGAAGUGCUCGCGCAGCUGCUCUCUGCUGGACCGCACCGGCCCAACGUCAAGCUGCACCUGGUGACAUGCCUGCCCGAUGCUCAGGCCGCUGCCACGAGCAAAAUCCUGUCUUCCUUUGGCGAACGCUCCGAGAAUGCCAUCGACUUCAGCCACUGUCUCUAUCGAGCAGGGCACGAGGAACCGGCCAGUAGUUACAUCAUUCGCAGCGGUGGCACGGGGAGCCGGACUAUUGUGAACUUCAAUGGCCUGCCGGAAAUGACGGUCAGAGAGUUCGAGAAGAUCGCCGAUGCAUUCGCUGAGCACGGAGAAGGAGAAGGAUUUUGGUGGCAUUUCGAGGGCCGAAUUCCGGAGACAACACUCCGAUGCAUCCGGUACCUCGGUCAGCUCGUGCCGGAGAGCACCAUCAGCGUUGAAGUCGAGAAGCCGGACCGGGAGGGUCUGAUCGAGCUUGCAGCUGAGGCUGAUGUAAUCUUCUACUCAAAAAGCUGGGCCGAGAGCCGGGGGUACACCAGUCCGCAGGCUUGUCUGGAAGCCGAGGCAACAUCGUCCAGGGCGUGA
Chaetomium strumarium is the source of this 660-nucleotide messenger RNA. RefSeq lists its product as uncharacterized. The coding region runs from base 1 to 660 and encodes 219 amino acids. NCBI's taxonomy places the organism in Eukaryota, Fungi, Ascomycota, Sordariomycetes, Sordariales, Chaetomiaceae. The record is from RefSeq and is a predicted model, not a curated record. The transcript is spliced from 3 exons.